GCUGACGUCUUUCGCCUAUCCGGCCUACCGCCGCGCAGUAGAGGUACUCGCUGCUAGUACGUGUACCGUGUGCGCGUCGAGCGGCCGCAGAGAGAGAGAGAGAGAGAGAGAGAGAGAGAGAGAGAGAGAGAGAGAGAGAGAGAGAAUAAGCUUGCGGCGCUUUCUCGUUGUGUCUCAUUCUCUUGCACCGUGAGCGAUUAGACAGUUACCGGCCAUGGAGAUGAGCGAGAGGAAGACCUGACCGCGAGCUCGCGGCGCUGUUCCUCGGAGUGAUCGGGAAAAAAAUUCGAAAUCGACCGAAGCUCGUUCCUGAUUAAUGAGGGUGAAAAGCUCUCCGCAAGCUGCACCGGCGGCUUCCCCAGCGUUGCGAGUCUCCGUCAGCGGCCUUUCCAGCUCUCCUGCAUCAGCAGCAGCAGCAGCAGCGGGCAGCAGUAGGCCUGGCCGCGCCGCCGAGCCGCCGCAGCAGGGGCAGAGAGUCGGCUGCCGCCGCCGCUGGCGCUGCCUAAAAAUCAGUGCGCGCUCGGCCGCCUCGAAGGUAGCAUCUCGCGCUCCAUCGCCACAAGUGUCGGAACCGAUUCUGGCGUGAAGCGUAAGAGAAAUUAUCGAACGAGCAGCAUAUCGAGAGCAUGAUAGUUACGACGGUGCAGGACAGUCGAGGAGACCUGGCCAAGCGGCGCCGAGUGAAGUGCAGCUGCGCGCCGCCUAACUGUUGCCAGGGAGAAAGUGCAUUUUAGUUCUUGUUCUUGUUCACCUUUUUCCUGUUCGUUAAUUGCACCUACUACAAGUGAGCGCGCCGAAAGUUCGAAACUAGCUGAGGAAGCUUAUUGCAGUGUUGCGGCGAGAAAAUUUCGUUGUAUUAAAUAUAUACACCAGUGUGUGUUCAGAGGAUAAAGUGUGACUCGAGAGUGCGUCGCGGGGGAGAGAAAAACGCUUUUUCGCGGCCAGUGCGAAGGAGAGAAAGAGAGAGAGAGAGAGAGAAGGGUCUGCGGGGUGGCGGAUGCGUGGAUUUUGAAAGCAGCUCCGAAGGCCAGCCCGACGCAAUGCGUCGACGCUGCUGACGCAACGCGCCUGGAUGCGUCUCACUUUAAGCACGUUACCACAGCUUGCCGUCUUAGCGAAGAUUUUGUGCCUCCUGAUGGUGGUGAUGUGCGGGGCGGUGCCGUCAACGGUGCGCUCCGUGAGUCUUUACUCGACUUGCAGCAGAGGCAAUGUUACCGUGCACGGACGCACGGUCAAAUCCACAGUGCGCAAUGAGCAUAAUGCACCCUAUCAAAAAAUGACAACGCAGUCGGAAGAUUUUAGUAUGAAGCUGUACAUCUUCGCGGAGAAGAGCAGACGGUACAUUUGCUUCAGCAAACGGUGGAAAGUCAUAGGCCUGCCGAAGAAGCAGAGGGACGAGCGGUGCCAGUUCUACGAGAUCUACAACGGCAGGUACCUUAGGUACCGGUCGGUCGUGGACCCGACGCGCUACAUCGGCUUCAACAAGAGCGGCAAGCCGAUGACGUCGCAGCGCGGCCGGCAGGAGUGCUACAACUUCAUCAAGCUCAAUCCGUUCGCGGGCGUCGAGCGCCACAACGACAUCAUCACGUCGAACAAGGGCGGCAUGAAGCACCGGGAGCUCCUGCGAGGGAGCUCCUCGGAGCACAGCAGAAAGUCCCACCAGCAGCCGAAGAACUCGCUGCUGCCGGCGUCGGAAAGCUCCGCGGCCGCGACGGGCGGCCGGCUGACGCAGCUGGCGACGCAGCACCGCCAUCGGCACCAGGCCGGCAACAGCUGGAAGAAGCAGCAGAUGCGCGAGGACUCGACGACGACGAGGAGACGACACGCCGCCGGCAGCAGCAGUAGUCGUAGCAGCCUACUCGUCGAGGCUGGGAGCAAGUAUUGAGCCGCCGCCGCUGGGCGGCUCGUCGAUCAAGACUGCCUCAUCACAAGUGAGACCCACGAGACUACUCUCCACGAUUCUAAUAAUACUACUACUACGACGACCACGACGACGGCUACAAGGACGAGAGGGCUCGCGAUGAAGCCGGCGCCGCUCGAGCCGAGGCAUCCUCCUCAUCGUCAUCAUCGACAGCAGCAGUACCAGCACUACCCACCGUUAUCGAGCGAUGCCUCCUCGUCCCGGCGGCGGCCGAAGCCUCUCGUUCUCCUCCUCGUCAUUAUCGUAGAGCUCGUCGUCGCGAGCCAGCUCCCGAGCAGAAUUUCACCAGCUACGAGACGGAUUCCGCGCUAGGGUAUUAAUGUACGCUGCUGCUCAUUCGCUCGUCCGACGAGCUCGGGACGACGAUCCGUGAACGAUUCCCGCUCGGACACACGAAUCAGCCAUUAGUAUGUGCGGGCGGGUGAAAUCGACGCUCGCCACCGGGGGAUCCUUCCGAUUAGCUUCUUGCCGUCUCUAUAAUUUUUGUACACGCGAGUCUGAUUCAUUGCGCGAACGAUCCUCCGUAGCUGCGAUUUUUCCGGCUCGAAUCCUUCGCGGCGAUCGAGCGCGCCGAGAUCGACGGAGGGGCGAGUACGCACUGCAGUCGAGCGACAAUGGCCAGUAAGUUGUAUUGGACCAACGGCUAGCCGAUCACCUCCAAGUUCUGCUCGGGUUCGCGCACUUCCGCGAUUCAUUCCGUUCGUUUUUAUUGAACACGCGCGCGCACACACACACACACACACACCGCUGCUGAGUACUUUGUACGAUUUUACGUUCCAACGCGAGCGCACCGUAGAUUUAUUGUGAGCAUUUAUUUAUGAUAUUUCGUAUUUGGCUGCAUCGUCGUUAAAAGUGUCGUUUGUAAUUCUCACGCAUGCUGCUCCCACACACAGACACACAUACACGAGAGGGAGAGAGUACGUUCUCCAUUUGCGAAAAAACGAUUGGAACAGAGUCUUGAUUAAUAAUUAAUUAUACACACAUUACGAAUUGUACACCUCGACAGCAAUAAGGUUUGAACGCGUUCUCAACGGUAGAGAACCCGCUACGCAGACACACACACACACACACUUACACGGCCCAUCGAGGAAAGUCGUAUUACUUACACAAUGUAUUUAUGUAACUUAAAAUACUCUACUACUUAUGUUUAGCGUGUAGACGACCACUAUUCUGUUUAUAAUUAUAUUAUUGUAAAUACGAGGAGAGCCUUACAUUUAUCCAUAUAUUAAUAAUAUUAAAUACGAAGUAUUGUAAAUAAGUGAUUAUUACACGCAGUUUUUCGAGAGAAACUCCUCUUCUCCCCAGUACCAACACACUCACACCCACACAUGCAUAUACUUGCCCACCGCAAAGUAUAACGCGAGAGAAAAAAAGUAUAAUCGUUCUGUUGUUCACUAUACUUAUAUUAUAUGCAACAGCAACAAUAACACACAGACACAUUAUAAUGUAGUUGUAUACGCGCGAACGAGUCUAAAGCAAAAAUGAAGACCAAGUCAACCGCGCUCAGAGGUGCCGCGCAGUAGUCUAUACGUACGCGAAUCACCGGAUACUACCUCCUUUCCUUUUAAAAUUACCACAGUAAUAUAUAAAUAGGGUAAUUAUUAAUUUCUCGUACUUAUUGCGCGCUUCGAAUUCUGAUUACUAUUAUUAUUAUUAUUAUUAUUUAUACACAUGCCAGAGAGAGAGAGAGAGAGAGAGAGAGAGAGAGAGAGAGAGAGAGAGAGAGAGAGAAAGAGAGUUCAGCAGAGAAUACCUUUCAGCGGGUCUGAUAUAAUAAUCAAUAGAGGAUAAUCGACGAUAUAAAUAAACGCAGACGGGUGUUAGUUCGUACGUCUCGACUGUUGCACCCCUGAGCUCGGCCGCCACCGCCUCCCGCGAGAGGACAUCCGAAAUUCGCUCUCGCGUCACCGCAAAAAAAAAAUAUAUGAUAAUACGAUUAUAUAAUAAACGUUUGCGCUGUGUACUAAAAAUUUUCUCGCGCGCGCGAGAGAGAGAGAAAAAAGAGAGCAGGCAUACUAUGUUAUAACAGUAGGUCGCGCCGCGCUGAACACAAAAAAAAAAUAUAAAAUAAAAGUUAUAAGAAAAAAUUAUAAGGAAAACUCGCUCGCUGUGCUAUUACACCGCCUAAAACUUGUAGUUUUGUGUGUGAGACAAAGUUUGUAUGCGUGUCUGAUUCAUGUGUAUGCAGCGAUGACAUUUACUUAUAAUAUAAUAUCUGUAGUAUACUCUGGAGAUCGUUCGCGUGCUCUUGGCUCCUCUGCGUGGUCGCAUGUUUUUUUUACUUACUUUUCGAAAAUUGACAUGAAUAAAGGAUCUUUUAUCGAGUGUGUACUCCUGGACUUUUCUUUUCACGAUAUCGAGGGAGAGAGAUGUUCCUUGAAUUCUCAGAGAAAGAGCACACGGACGACGUCCGGGGGUGACACAUAACGUGCGUGUGUGCGUGUAAACAUGCCGAGAUAGACGACGCGUGCGAGUGCGUGUAAUAUAUUAUACAUUACCGAUUAAAAGAAAAAGAAAAAUGAACUUAAUCCUUAGGACGCUAAUUGCAGACUGUAUUACUAGGUUAGGUACACGAUAUAUGACGCGGUGGUGACGCGCGCCGGAGACGCCAUAAGAAACGCCAUGCCAGUAUACUUAUAGGUACUUAUAAUAUAGAAUUCAAAGCCGGCUAAUUUUCUCUCGCGCGCCGCGGGGUUUUAGCUGCGCCCCCUAGCGUCGCGCGCGCACGUCGUCUGCUCCGGAUCCUCACUGGCCAUCGUGCAUGUACGCGUUGCGAUAAAUAAUUGCCUUAAAAAAGUACGCUGCAGUUGUUGGGCGUGUGUUUUUUCGUCGAAGAGCGAGAAAAAAAGAAAAGAAGCAGUGAGAAUCCGUACAACGGGCCGCGCUGCGCAGGGGACGCAGCUCUUCUAUCGUGGGUUUCUUAAUCUGGCAAGGUCACCACCUAAGGAGCGCCUACCCCUUUUCUCGCGAGGAAGAAAAAAAAUAAGCAGAAUAAGACGAAGAAUUGUAAGAAUCGCUCCCCUAGGUAGCUUAUUUAUUGAAAUCACGUUUAGGUAUAUCUGUACUGUGAAUAAGCCGCGGACAUUCUUCCUUUUUCCUCUUGCGUGUACGCGUGUACACGAAGGACAAAAAGCAAAAAAUAAAGACAAACACACACACGACGGCUAAUCGCGAGAUGCGAAAGAAGGAAAGAAAGAAAGAAAGAAUAACUCAAGGCUAAAUCUAUAUAUCUUGUACUGCUCUCUGUCCUUUUAUCAUUUCUUUCUCUCUCCCAUAAGCAACAGUCAGUAUACGUCAAGUCAGUUCUCAUAUUGUACAUUAUUGUUAUGUUUAAAGUAUACUCUAUAAUAUACCCGCGACGCCAUUACUUCAUUGAACCAUACGAUUAUUAUUAAGGCAUUCAAAGCACGAUUGAGAGAGACGGCCAUUCUGCAGCUCAGAGAGAGAGAUUUUUUAAACCUAAUAACGAGACACGUGAAACAUUCGAUUAAUGUUCUAGACAACGUAGAGGUUAAAUGGUCAAAUAAAUAGAAAACAAAGCAAACAAGUCCUGAAGUCUGAUUGUUAAGAAACUACAUAGAGACGCGAAACGAUGCUAAUCAAAAUUUUCUACUGUAUAAGCUGUAGAGGAGGAUGUAUGAUGACAAAAAUCUUGUUCGUGCUUCGAGUGUAUUGAAUCUUUUUUAUUUUUAUAUUAAAUUAAUUUUUUUAUUUGAACCACACGACGCUUCCGUUAUAUGCAAGCCGGUGGCCUACGCGCACAAUUUAAAAACUAUAUGAAAUGAACAAACAAACAAACAAAAAAACUACAAAAAAACGACGAAAUAUUGUCAGAGUCCACAUGCCGAUUCCUUAGGGCGGUCGUUGAAUGAAAAAAAAUUUUUAUAAAAUAAACGAAACAAACCUUAUAGCUUGAAAAAAAAAACAAUGUGAGAGUCCUAGUUGUUUUAUCUUCCAGUCUCCCCUACGUAUAGUCGAGGAACUAUAUUGCGUUAUAGCUAUGUAUGACUUCAAACACCAAAAUGCGGAAUUUCAGUCAGCGAUCACGAAUCGUUGCAUCUUCUGGACUAUACAUAAAGUAGUCAUCCUAACUCGUGUUAUACGCACCUCCAGAACAUGUAACGCCGCCAAUCACGCUUUCACCCUCCGACUACAGAAUAUAUAUCUGAUAAUACUCAAAAUGUAUAAGACGACGAUUAUAUAAAUCUCCUUUAGCUCUCGUUUUUCACGAUCAAUGAGUCGAGCGCGAGAUCGACACACGGACGGCGAUAUAUAAGAGUGCGCCGAGGGCCCCGGAAGUGCGAUGUUUGUAAAAAUAAAAUUGUCGUUAAUGGAAAAUAAAAGAAAUAAAAAAAGCUUACAUGAAAACACAAGUAUACAUGAUGAUUCCUGUCAGAAAGAUUAUGAAAUUAUGAAAAAAUAAAGCUGAUGUUGUAGAAGAGAGCAACCUGAUGAGUAACUCGUGUUCCUAUCGAUGCGCGUCGAAAAGUCCUGAUAUUUCUAUACGAUACCUAACGUGCAUCCUAUUGUUUUGAAACAGAUAAUACCGAUUGCAUCUUUGCCGACGCCGAAGGUCUGUAUAUUUUUCGAGGCAUAAAAUAUAAAAGACGUAUUUUGACGGUUCCGGGUGUAGAAGCUUUCAAAUACGGAUUUUCGUCAGAGAACAUCGAGAGGAACAUGAAGACAUCGAACGAUGGACCCGAUGACAAAAAAGUAAUAAUAAUGCAAAAACAACGUUUCGAGUCGCAAAGACCCACUUACACAAGUAUUUAAUCUCUGACCACGAGACAAAAAAAAAGAUAUGAAAAAGGAUCGUGUAGUAAGAAAGGAAAGAGAAAUAAAAUAAGAACGCGAGAACGACGCUUAUUAUUUAAUAAUAGAACUACUAAUAUAACUUGUAAUGUAAUUGUAUUGUAAUACGGUAUUGUAACGCCAGCUCUAAAAAUUAAUCUACUCGUUUUUUGUAUGUGUAUUAAGCAUAAUCUCUUGUCAGCACACUUCGACAGAAAAAUUUCCGGCUCGUCGAUGAGGCGAGACAGGAUCAGCCAGCGCCGCGACGAGGAAAAGCAAAAAGAAAGGUGGCGCCUCGCGGAGAGAUAGACGCAGACGGAUCGCGAGACGGGCGGAAAUGUGUUUUCGUCGAGCGCCAAAUAUCGCGGACUCAUCGGCAAGCUCGGAGGCAAGUCAUCGAAGUCGAGAGAGCGCCUCGAGAUAUAUAUUCGACGAGAGAACGAGAGAGAGAGAGAGAGAGAGAGAGAGAGAGAGAGAGAGAGAGAGAGAGAGAGAGAGAGAGGGAGAGCGAGAGAGAGAGCGAGAGAAAGAGAGAGAGAGAGUGAGAGAGAAAAAGAGAGGAGAGGAAUGUAUAACCAAAUGAGACUUGUAUUUUUACAAAUAUUCAAAAGAAAAAAGUGUACAAAUUAAAGAAACUUUAACAAGAAAAAAUACCUUGAUAUCUCUUGUCACCUUCGUAUUAUGAGCAUUGGAAUUUAUAUAUUAUAUAUACAGAUGAGACAGGGCUUGUGGGGAUGAUAAUAAUACGGGGGAGAAACAAGUGAGACAAAAAAGAUGAAUUACCAAACUCGUUUGACGAAUGACUUGGCUGCGAGUCGAACGUCACUUUUUUUACUUUCGCCAUCGAUCGAUUAUUGACUAGAAGGAGAGAGGGGGGAGAACAAAAUUUCAAAAAGAUGCGGAAAACGACGAAAAAGAGAGAAAUGACGAUGAUUAACGAAUAGCGAAAACGAGAGAUAAGCAAAAGAUUAUGACACGAAAAAAGGAUGAAUCUGACUACCCUAGAUAGAUAGCAUAUAACUUAAUAAAAAAAAUGAAAUAAUAAGAAACAAAAGGUAAAAUAUAAAUAUUAUACAUAAAUAAAUAUAUAUGAACAGAUGAUGUGUAUUGUAAGAUAUUUAAUACCGACUUGUUAGAGACACUCGAUGACGAUGAUGAUGAUAAUAAUAAUAAUAAUAUUACCAAUAAUAAUUAUGAUGCAAAAGUAUGCUGAGUGAGAAUGAGGUGUUAACGGACGACGAUAACGACGAUUAUAACGAAGACAACUAUGUGGAAGCCGUACGAAUGAAGCAAACAAACAUAACAAACAAAAAAAAACACAAAAAAAACAGAGGAUAAUAAAGGUAUAUACGAAUUGCUGUGUGAAAAGAGAGAAAGAGAAAGAGAGAGCGUGUGAGAUACACCUACAUUAUUCGCGCUGUAAUAUAGAGGCAUACAUACUCCGUUACCCACUAAAUCGAUGUGUCGAUGUACCCGGGCGUGCUCUGAUCGUGUAUAAAUGUUCGAAAUAGCAAAGGGGGUGGGCGACGAAUUUUCACUUACACUUACACCACACACACACCCACGCAUACAUUUUUCGAGGAUAAUAAGUGCGGAUGUCGCGUUUUGGCAAUCGAUGAUGAUGAUGAUGACGAUUAUACGAUGAUUACGACGUUGAUGCGGGUGAUGAGGAAGACGUGGUACGCGAGAGUUCAGACGCUUUGAUCACACACUCUGAUUUUUUAUAAUAUAAAAAAAGCCAUUUUCAACGAUGAGAGGAUUAAAGGUCGAGUAUUUUUACACGUUAUAAUCGAGUGUUUAUUUCGCGAGCGCGUUCACGAAGCGAGACUCCGAAGACGGAUCCGUUCGCGGCUGUCGUUCAACGUUUUUUACUGUAAUAGGAUCGUUAUUUUACGACUAACGUGGCCAGUUACGCGCGUCUGCGGUCGCGAUAGGAUCCGUCUCCCGGGUUGUCUCACGUCGCUAUUCUACAUUAUAAUGGAUUUUACUUUGACGAAGUUUCUCGGUCGGAUAUAUGUGAGUGCGAGCAGUGCGCAGUUGUCAUAUUAUUUAUUUGUAUACUGUCAUUGUUAUAAUUUAUUGAACAUGCAUAUAUAUUAUAAAAACUUGUAAAUUUGAUUUUUCGUAUAUGAUAUAUGAAUUUGUAUAACGUUAUAAGCUUUAGAUAAGUUACUCGAAGAUAAUGAAAUGAAAUAUGUUGCAGCAUGUAACUUGAUUAAUAAAGCACGCAUGCUGUACACGACUGACCA
Molecule: messenger RNA, 8961 nt
Organism: Nasonia vitripennis (jewel wasp)
Lineage: Eukaryota; Metazoa; Arthropoda; Insecta; Hymenoptera; Pteromalidae
Exons: 5
Coding region: 1073-1885 (270 amino acids)
Molecular function (GO): growth factor activity
Source: RefSeq, a predicted model, not a curated record